Monomorium pharaonis (pharaoh ant) is the source of this 2837-nucleotide messenger RNA. Its product is annotated as histone acetyltransferase KAT2A. Gene Ontology annotation, biological process: chromatin remodeling; positive regulation of transcription by RNA polymerase II. Lineage: Eukaryota; Metazoa; Arthropoda; Insecta; Hymenoptera; Formicidae. The record is from RefSeq and is a predicted model, not a curated record. Gene Ontology annotation, molecular function: protein binding; histone H3 acetyltransferase activity. The transcript is spliced from 5 exons. Bases 330 to 2780 code for a protein of 816 amino acids. Gene Ontology annotation, cellular component: histone acetyltransferase complex; nucleus.
UUAAACUCGAGCUAACCGACUAUACACGAAAAUAUCAUGUAUAGAACAGUAUAGAACAUGGUGGACGGUGGUGUAGAAUAAUUCAUAUAACCUAACUUAACCCUGAUCGAAGCAUCGUGUUUUAAAUCAACGAUACCAACAAAUUAUAAAAAAUGUGGCUAUACUAGCAAAAAUAUAACAUAUAAAUAUUGUAGUUGAUCACUUAAUUUAUAAUAUUAUGAAAUACUUGUUAUACAAUACAUAAGUCAACGAUAGAAUUGGGAAUGAAAGUAUAAUUAGCUUGAUUCGCGUCAAAUUGCAAUUGAUUUUGUUUAUAACAGAAAUUUUUGAUGAUGGCAUCCCAGGACGUCAAUUCUCGUACGAUACCAGGUUCUUCGGAGGAGAUUAAACAGCCUGUUAGCAGUACCUCGCAGGAGAGUAACAAUAAGGAUGCAAACUCGACUAAGCUACAGAGUCAAGUGAAUCCAACGAGUAAUCAACAAAGGAUACAACUGCGCAAGCAGCAGAUGUACAAUUGGCCACAAGAAAAGAAAUUGUUAAAACUUGCGAAUUACAGUGCUUGUCAAGUGGAGGAGUGUAAAUGUAUGAGCUGGAAGAGCAUGCAGUCAAUUGUAAGAUCACCAAAAGGAGAGAUACAGCCACCUCUCAUAAACUUUUCUGAUCCAUGCAAGACAUGUAAUCACCUCUUGGAAAGUCACAUUAAGCAUCUACCAGUUCAAUCUGAUAAGGAAAUUAACAGAUUACUGGGAAUGGCCAUCGACGCAGACAAUAUUUUAACGUGUACACAUAGAGAAACAGAUCCCGAUACUAAAAAGGUUUAUUUUUAUUUGUACAAACUGUUGAGAAAUUGUAUUUUAUCUAUGUCAAAGCCAGCCGUAGAAGGCCCAUUAGGACAACCACCAUUCGAAAAACCUAGCAUAGCAAAAGCAGUAAUGAACUUUAUUACGUUUAAAUUUAGUCGUUUAUCACCAGGAGAAUGGCAAACUAUAUGUGAUAUGACAAAAAUGUUUUUACACUGUGUGAAUUUUUGGAAUUUUGAAGCACCCAGUGCCAAACAAGCAACAAUGAAUGCGAGUGACGCUUCUGCUUACAAAAUUAAUUUUACUCGCUGGCUAGUCUUCUGUCAUGUACCUGCAUUUUGUGAUUCUUUACCACGUCACGACACUUCUUCCUCCUUUGGGAAAACUCUGUUGCAAGCUGUAUUCAAACAAUUUUAUAGAGAACUGGUGAACAAAUGUCAUAAUGAAAGAGACAGAAUAACGCCAGAAAAAAGAGUUAUGGUUUUAACACACUUUCCCAAGUUCCUUUCUUUGCUAGAAGUUGAGGUUUACAACGAUAAUUCACCUAUGUGGGAUCCUGAAUUUAAACAAGUACUACCACCUCAGCUGCAUGCUAUCUUGGAAUUAAAGGCACAGCCAACAAGAAAGACAGGAGAAUUUGAGAAAGUCACUGUUGCACCGAACGAGAGGGACAAUUAUACGACCAUCAAUAUUAGUCCUGGGAUAAGAAGACUUCCUGAAAAACGUUUUUAUUCCGAAGGACGAUCUGAUGCAAAGAAACGAAAAAGUGAAGAGGCUUUUGAGGACUUGUCGGACGAAACUGUUGCUAAAAUUGUUAAGACUAUUAAUGAUCCCAAUUAUAUGUGUGGACCCGAUGCAGUAUUUCCUCCAGAUGUUCCACGAGAUGAAACUGCUAAAAUUGAAGAAAGUAAAAAAAUUAUUGAGUUUCAUGUUGUCGGAAAUAGCCUGACACAGCCUGUGUCUAAGCAGACUAUGCUUUGGCUAAUAGGAUUACAUAAUGUAUUUGGUCAUCAACUAGUUAGAAUGCCUAAAGAAUAUAUAUCUCAAUUUGUUUUCGAUCCGAAACACAAAACAUUGGCCCUGAUAAAAGGUGGUCGUCCAAUCGGCGGUAUUUGUUUUCGUAUGUUUCCUACUCAGGGCUUUACCGAAAUAGUAUUUUGUGCUGUUACGAGCCAAGAGCAAGUAAAAGGUUACGGAACGCAUUUAAUGAAUAUGCUGAAAGAUUAUCACAUUAAAAACAACAUACUACAUUUUCUCACGUUCGCCGAUGAGUUUGCUAUCGGAUACUUUAAAAAGCAAGGAUUUAGUAAAGAUAUAAAACUACCAAAGUCAAUGUAUCAAGGAUAUAUCAAAGAUUACGAAGGAGCGACAUUGAUGCAUUGUGAAUUAAAUGCUAAAAUAGUAUAUACCGAAUUUACAGCAGUACUAAGAAAACAAAAGGAAAUCGUCAAAAAGUUAAUUUAUCAGAGACAACAGGAAAUACAAAAGGUUCACCCGGGCUUAACAUGCUUCAAGGAUGGUGUGAAAAGCAUUCCUGUCGAAUCCAUUCCAGGAAUUCGCGAAACUGGAUGGAAGAAUUAUGCUCAAACGAGGACAAGAGGUGUAGCGAAAGGAACACAAGGGCUCUCAGAAAUCGUAGAUUGCACAGAUAUGUCAGAUUCUCUUUAUAACGCCUUGAAUAAUGUCCUAAAUAGCGUGAAGAAUCAUAGCACGGCUUGGCCGUUCCUGGAACCUGUGGACAAAGACGAAGUACCAGAUUACUAUGAUCAUAUAAAAUAUCCGAUGGAUCUCAAGACUAUGGAAGAACGUUUAAAGUCCAAAUACUAUGUAACUAGAAGAUUAUUUAUCGCAGAUAUGACACGAAUUUUUACAAAUUGUAGAUUGUAUAAUAGUCUUGAGACCGAUUAUUAUCGCUGUGCCAAUGCUCUGGAAAAAUACUUUCAGACGCGCAUGAAAGAAAUAGGCCUAUGGGACAAGUAGACUUUUUAAGAGUGUCUUGUGAUAUAAUAAAAAAAUAAUAAAUGUGUUUAUUAUUUA